Fonsecaea multimorphosa CBS 102226 is the source of this 1854-nucleotide messenger RNA. RefSeq lists its product as uncharacterized. The record is from RefSeq and is a predicted model, not a curated record. Bases 1 to 1854 code for a protein of 617 amino acids. Gene Ontology annotation, biological process: carbohydrate metabolic process. Gene Ontology annotation, molecular function: phosphotransferase activity, alcohol group as acceptor; kinase activity. NCBI's taxonomy places the organism in Eukaryota, Fungi, Ascomycota, Eurotiomycetes, Chaetothyriales, Herpotrichiellaceae. The transcript has 3 exons.
AUGGCUUCUUCAGGCCCGUUCCCUUUCCGUCCAGGUCCCAAUAGCGGGAUCCGGACGCCCACGCGACAAGGCUCGGUGGACUCGCGGAACGAGGUCCAUGUCCAGAUGAACCAUUACAUUGGCAUCGACGUCGGCACGGGCAGUGCCAGGGCCUGUAUCAUCAACGAGGCCGGGGACAUUGUUGGCCUGUCCUCGGAGAACAUUGGCCUCUGGCAACCUCAGACGGGAUACUAUGAACAAUCCACCACCGACAUCUGGCGCUGCAUCUGCCUGUCCGUCCACCGGGCCAUGACCCAAGGGAACAUCGACCCGCACUCGAUCCGAGGCAUCGGAUUCGACGCGACCUGCUCGCUGGCCGUCUUCACGCACGACACGGAUGAGCCCGUCUCGGUGACGGGGCCCAGCUUCGACUCGACACAAAACGACCACAACGUCGUCCUGUGGCUGGACCACCGCCCCGUCGACGAGACCAAAAAGAUCAACGCCACAAAGCACAACCUGCUCCGCUACGUCGGCGGCACCAUGUCCAUCGAGAUGGAGAUCCCAAAGGUCCUGUGGCUCAAGAACAACAUGCCCAAGGAGCUGUUUGACCGGUGCAAGUUCUACGACCUGACCGACGCCCUCGAGCACAUCGCCACGGGCAACGAAAAACGAAGCUUCUGCUCCGUCGUCUGCAAGCAGGGCUACGUGCCCGUGGGCGUCGACGGCAGCGUCAAGGGCUGGCAGGAGGACUUUUUGAAGGAGAUUGGCCUCGAGGAUCUGGCCGAGGACAAUUUCAAGAGAAUGGGCGGCGUCAACGGGGUGAACGGCGAAUACCUCUCCGCAGGCGAACUGGCCGGCCAUCUCUGUCCGCGCGCCGCUGCAGAUCUCGGCCUGCCCGCCGGCAUCGCGGUAGGCAGCGGCGUCAUCGACGCCUACGCAGGCUGGAUCGGCACCGUCGGCGCCAAAGUCCAACUCUCGCCGGACCACCUUUCCCAAGAAGCCCCUGCGAACGACCAGUCGCAGGCUUUUACUCGUCUGGCAGCCGUCGCAGGGACGUCCACCUGCCAUCUUGUGAUGAGCAAAGACCCCGUGUUCGUGCCGGGCGUGUGGGGGCCGUACAGGGACGCGGUGAUUCCGAACUAUUGGAUGGCCGAGGGCGGGCAAUCAGCUACGGGCGAGUUGCUCAAGCACGUGCUGGAGACGCACCCGGCGUACAACCAGGCGUUAUCGCGGGCCGAGUCGACCAACAGCAACGUCUACGACUUUCUGAACCAGCACCUGCUGGACAUGAAGGAGAAGGCGGACGCCCCGAGCGUGAGCUAUCUGGGCCGCCACUUCUUCUUCUACGGCGACCUGUUCGGCAACCGCUCGCCCAUCGCCGAUCCCACCAUGUCCGGCUCCGUCGUCGGCCUGUCCAGCGACAAAUCCCUCGACGGCCUGGCCUUGUAUUACUACGGCACCAUGGAGUUCAUUGCCCUGCAGACCCUGCAGAUCAUCUCGACCAUGAACAAGGCCGGCCACAAGAUCAACUCCAUCUUCAUGUCCGGAAGCCAGUGCCAGAACGACAUCCUCAUGUCGCUCAUCGCCACCGCCUGCGACAUGCCUGUCUUGAUCCCUCGCUACGUCCACGCCGCCGUGUGCCACGGCGCGGCCAUGUUGGGGGCCAAGGCCGCGAGUGCCGACGCAAAUGGCAAGACCGAGGAUCUGUGGAGUAUCAUGGACAGAAUGAGUAAGCCCGGCAAGGUGGUGCGGCCCAUCGAGGACAACAGCAUCAAACGGCUGCUGGACGUAAAGUAUAAGGUCUUCCUGGAGCAGUGCGAGAGACAGAGGGAAUUUAGAAGGAUGGUGGAUGAAGUUACGAAUGCUUCUUGA